GGCGUGUACCAAAUCAAACCUCCCAAUGCACCGACAGCGUUCACUGUUCAGUGUAACAUGAACGACGGGGGAGGCACCAUGUUCAUGAAGAAUGCUCAAUGGGACCCAGAUAUAACGACGGAUAAGCUAUGGGCAGACUACAAAGCUGGAUUUGGCAUCGUGAUGGACAAUCAUUGGUUAGGUCUGGAGUACAUGCAUUAUGUAUCAGCCAAUCGUCCACAAUCAGCUUUUAUGGAGGUCUUCAGUGACAUUGAUUAUAAGGGCCGAUGGCGUAAAUAUGACGACUUCAGGAUAGAUGAUGAAGCUUCUGGUUACAGGUUGACGUAUUCUGGAUCCGAUCCUUGGACACAAACAGAUGCAGAUGCUGAUCCUAAUUGGAUAAAAGCCAUUCUACCGAUCCCACUCGGAGAUUCAAUGGUCGGAUUGAACGGAACCAAAUUUAGUACCAAAGAUACUGACAACGACGGGAAUAGUACUGUGAAUUGUGCUGCUGAUUUUAAAGGUGGUUGGUGGUAC
Lottia gigantea (owl limpet) is the source of this 516-nucleotide messenger RNA. RefSeq lists its product as hypothetical. NCBI's taxonomy places the organism in Eukaryota, Metazoa, Mollusca, Gastropoda, Lottiidae. The transcript has a single exon. The annotation marks the transcript as partial. The record is from RefSeq and is a predicted model, not a curated record.